Pantherophis guttatus is the source of this 4451-nucleotide messenger RNA. Lineage: Eukaryota; Metazoa; Chordata; Lepidosauria; Squamata; Colubridae. The record is from RefSeq and is a predicted model, not a curated record.
UCCAAACCCGGAAGGGCUCCUCUGCUCCGCUGUAGUCCAGCUUCGGUCGAAGGCUUCCCAGGAGGGGGCAGUGGGUAGGAGUGGAGCAUGGGACCUCUUGGCUGCGGAGGAUGGGCGGUGUAGUCGACCCACGGCUUGUAUUUUGCUUUAAAGAGCCCUGGUUGGUUCUGGAGGAGGAGGUGGAACCUCCAGGGGAGAGGCUAGAGGAGGGGGCUGGUUGGGGACAAUGGGAGUUGGAGUCCAGCGCAUCGGUCGGGGGCUAGGAAGGCUGAGGUCGGCCGGGGAACCCCGUUCCUGGAGGUCGACAGGCUGGAGAUGCCAAGUGGGACCUGCCUCCAGGCUCCUCCUGGGUUUUUGGGUGGGGGGGGGCUUGCCCGCCCCCUCCCUCCAGGGAGGAACAUCUCUGGUCCCUGCUUUUCUGAAGCGCUUUGGCCUCUACAAAUAAUAAUAAUAAUAAUGAUAAUAAUGAUAAUGAUAACAAUAAUAACAACAACUUUAUUGUCAUUGUACGUGUAUACACAGACAAUGAAAUUCACUUAACACCCAAAGACCAGGUCCAACACCAACAAAUGAUGCUGCUAUAACAGCCUUUCUCAAUCUUGGCCACUUAAAAUAUGGGUGGACGUCAACUCACGGAAUUUCUGGCUGAGGACUUCUAGGAGCUGACGGCCACCCAUCUUCAAGUGGCCAUGGCUUAGAAACACUGGCCCAUAAGAAGUGACGGGAUUUUUUAAAAAUCUACACGAUAGUCCGCAUUGUGUCAAAAAAUAUGCCCAGUAUAUACAACUCAGUGUAAAAAAUAUGCUCCAAUAUUCUCUUUUGCACAAGUCUCUGAAGCCUUCCCUCUGCUUUGACAUGCGCAGUCCCAGACCAUGGGUUUCGGGAGAAUUUUCCAAGCCUUUUGCAGCUGCCCUGCAAGGAGGGUACCGAUCCUUUGGUCUUCCUGGCACAAGGCCCCAGACGUGGCUUCCCGGUGGAGGAAUUACGCAUCCUGUCCCUACAAAGCGGUGAUCUUUGACAUGGGUGGCGUCCUCCUUCCUUCUCCAUACAAACUGGGCAUGGAUUGGGAGAUUCGGAAUCGUGUCCCCGCCGGCACCAUCAAAGAGGCCUUAAGAUCCGGGGGUGAGGACAGGCCCUGGAUGAGAUUCAUGAGAGGGCAGCUGAAGUGGGCAGAAUUUCUACACGAGUUCAGACAACAGUGCUCCAGAAUUGCAAAUGCUUCUGUUCCAGCGGACUCUUUCCUUUUUGAAUUAACCAGAAUACAAAUGUCAGACCAGCUCCCUGCUAUGACUGAGGCCGUAAAGUGCAUCAGAGCCAGAGGUCUCAAGACGGCCGUUUUGACGAACAACUUUUAUCUAGAAAAUGGAGAGAGUUUUCUGCCUAUAGACAGAAAGCAAUUUGAUGUGGUUGUGGAAUCUUGUCGGGAAGGGGUGUGCAAACCCGACCCUCGCAUCUACCAGCUGUGCUUGGAGCGCCUGGGUGUCCUGGCCAAGGAGUCCAUCUUUCUGGAUGACAUCGGACAGAACCUCAAAGCUGCCAGCCAACUUGGCAUUAAGACCCUGAAGGUCGAUGAUGCGGACUCUGCAGUUCAAGAAUUAGAGACCUACCUCACUUUCCCCUUGCGUUGCAUGAUUCCUUACGCGUCUUCUGUGAGGCCGGCCAUGGAAAUCCCCACAGCGCCUCUACAAAAGUAUCUUGAAAACAUCUUGGGGGCCCAAGCGAAAGGUUCUCUGGAGCUGCACCAGUUCAGCCACGGGCAGUCCAAUCCGACUUACUACAUCAGAUUUGGGGACCAUCAGUUGGUUCUAAGGAAGAAGCCACCGGGGAAGCUCUUGCCCUCCGCUCACGCGGUAGAGAGAGAAUACAGGGUCCUGAAGGCCCUCAGGGAUACUGGCAUCCCUGUUCCAAAAGUCCUGGCCUUAUGUGAAGAUUCAAGUGUCAUCGGCACCCCCUUCUACCUGAUGGAGUACAGCCCCGGCCGGAUCUUCAAGGACCCUUCUCUCCCAGAGCUGGAGCCCCACCAGCGGACGGAGGUUUAUAGUGCCAUGAAUAGCGUCCUCUGUCAAAUCCACAGCGUGGGCAUCCAAACUGUUGGCCUGGAGGAUUAUGGAAAACACAGCAAUUAUGUCCAGCGGCAAAUCCAGACCUGGAGCAAGCAGUAUCGAGCCACGGAGACUCACACAAUCCCAGCCAUGGAGAGGCUUCUCAAAUGGUUCCCGUCCCACCUUCCAGCCAGUGAGCAGCUCUCGGUUGUUCAUGGAGAUUUCAGGCUGGACAAUCUUAUCUUCCACCCUGAGAAACUGGACGUUGUUGCUGUCCUUGACUGGGAGCUCUCCACCUUGGGGGACCCGCUCUGUGACGUGGCCUAUAACUGUCUGCCGUAUUUCAUGCCUUCAGACUGCAGUGUCAUAAAAGGCUUGAGUGACCGUGACCUCAACCAGCUGGCCAUUCCCACGGCAGAGGCCUACUUGCAGAUGUACUGCCGUCACCGAGACAUCCCUCUGGUCCACAACUGGAACUUCUACAUGGCCUUUUCCUUUUUCAGAACAGCUGCCAUCCUACAGGGGGUCUACAAGCGCUUCCUCGCAGGCCAGGCCAGUUCAGCAACAGCCGAAAGUGCUGGGAAGCUUGCGGAGUUCAUGGCGGACCUUGCCUGGGAUUUUGCCACAAAGGAAGGCUUCCGGAUCUUCAGGGAGCUUCCGAGUUCUGGACCACCCGUCAGGAUGUUCAGGACUUGGGCCAGCCCAAGGUUGCUUCCAAAGAGAGACUACGCCACGCAGAGCCCUGCAUCCAAGUCCCACCUGAUCUUCUCCCCUGAGGGCCUGCCCAGCCGCGUCCAGGAGCUGCACCACAAGCUGAAGAGAUUCAUGGAUGCCCACAUUUACCCAUCUGAGCAGCUCCUGCGAGAUCACCAGUCUUCCCCGAGUAGGUGGACUCCCCAUUCUCUGGUAGAAGAGCUGAAGGAGAAGGCAAAAUCCGAGGGGCUCUGGAACCUUUUCUUGCCCUUGGAGAGUGAUCCAGAGGCGAAAUACGGAGCAGGCUUGACCAACAUGGAAUUUGCCCACUUAAGUGAACUGAUGGGGACUUCAGUCUAUGCCCCUGAGGUCUUCAAUUGCUCUGCUCCAGACACUGGCAACAUGGAAGUGUUGGUACGCUACGGCACAGAUGCCCAGAAGGAACGCUGGCUGGUGCCUUUGCUGGAAGGCAAGAUCCGCUCCUGCUUUGCUAUGACAGAACCCCAGGUCGCUUCCUCUGAUGCCACCAACAUUGAGGCUUCUAUUACCAAAGAACAAGACGCUUACCUACUGAACGGGCACAAGUGGUGGAUUUCAGGUUCCCUGGACCCUCGUUGCCAGCUCUGCAUCUUUAUGGGCAAGACGAACCCUGAAGCCCAGAGACACAAGCAACAGUCGAUGCUCCUGGUCCCCAUGGACUCCCCUGGCAUCACCGUCACUCGGCCCCUCAGCGUGUUCGGCUUGGAAGACGCCCCAGCUGGCCACGGACAGAUGACCUUUGAAAACGUCCGCGUUCCCCAAGAGAACCUCCUGCUCGGUCCUGGCCGCGGGUUCGAAAUUGCCCAGGGGCGGCUGGGCCCUGGAAGGAUCCACCACUGCAUGAGGCUGAUCGGCCUGGCGGAAAGAGCGCUAGCCCUCAUGAAGGAGCGGGUGACUACCCGCGUGGCCUUUGGAAAGCCGCUAGCAGAGCAGGGCACCAUCAGGGCGGAUCUGGCCGAGUCCCGCCUGGAACUGGAGCAGGCCCGGCUCCUUGUCCUCAAGGCGGCCCAUCUCAUGGACACUGUGGGAAACAAGGAAGCCGCUCUGGAGAUUGCCUUGAUCAAAGUAAUGGCUCCGAGGGUGGCGCUCCGGGUCAUUGACCGAGCUAUCCAGGCCUUUGGUGCAGCAGGCCUCGGCAGCGAUCUGCCCCUGGCCCAGGCCUUUGCUUGGGCACGAGUCCUGCGCUUGGCCGAUGGCCCCGAUGAGGUCCACAAGGCAGCCAUCGCGAAAAUGGAACUGAAACGCUAACUGGGCCUCGGUGGAGUCUGAGCGGACACGCGAGGCCACAUUUUCCAGCAAGGCUCAACAGCUUCUGGAGUUGACUGGCAGAAAUACUCUACAGGAGCAGCAAUGAAGAAUUGCUCAGCUGGCCUCCUCUCGAUUUUGCUGGCUGCUGCUCUGGAUUUUGAGCACCAGGAAGUGCUUUCUUGAUCUCGGGAACUUGGUUCAUCUUUGCUUUUCUUUGGGAAGCCGAGAGGAGGGAGAAGACGGGGAGAAUCUUCCAGUGGUUUCUUGCUAAGGGGCGUCUGCUCAGUCCAUUAAUGCAAGGACUGUGAUUUGGGGGCGAUUUAAUAUUUUUGAUAAUGCAGGGGGCGAAAUCAUGAGGGAAAUAAAACCACCGUGAAAGGUGCAGCGUUAGAAAAACCAGCAAUAAAUGUACUGUUUGCUUUUCUCAGA